AUGUCUCUUCUGCAGGCUGAUUACAAUGUGCCAAGGAAGAGAGAUCAAAUCUUGGCUCAGUGUUGCGACUUGGUCCAAAGCUGGGAGGUGGAUGCGCCGGCGCCAUCGAAUCUGAGAAUUGGAUUUCUCCACCGAACAGUGGUAGAAUUUCUGCAGCGUUCCAACAUUUUUCAGCUACAGAUUCCACUCAAACACCAACGUUAUUGGCUUGCUAAGUCAUUCGCAGAGUCCGGUCCGUCAUUGCGAGUACAAGUGCAAGAGGACAAAAGCAAUGUUGGCAUUGGCGUAGGUUUUCUAGUCAGGUCUUUACACACGAUUGAGCAAGCGGAGAGUCAAGACGUCCUAGCCUCAGGCCCGGGGCUUCUCAAUGUUUGUAAAAAAAUGAUGGACGACUUGCGGACAAGCCUCGACAGUCCAGGUGCUUUGGAUUCUUUCCGCCUAGCAUGCCAGAUCUGGGCAAGAACAACUGUUGCGGUACAAGCUACUCUAUCAACACCUACGCAGAGAUUGCCGCACAGAAAGCAUCUCUUUGCUGCGGUGAGAAGUGUCCUGGCAGGUGCAAUAUAUGUGGAGGCCGGCGACCCCCCAGAAAUGAUCUCGACGGAUUUCGUAGAUUUGUCGCUUCUCCGCGAGCUUCUUUCCCGCCUCGAACUUCCCAACGAGCAGUUUGAACUGAUCGUUGAAUUUAGAACAUUUCUUGAUAGACUGCAGAAUAUUUCUGCAUUUGGACGCCCGCAAAAUGCAUUCGAAGCCUGCAAACUAAUGAUAGAAUGCGGUGCAGUCCUGAGGCGCAGCGAUAUCGAAGAUGGAGCUGAAGCUGAUAGCCAUGUCUGGGUGCCGACGAGUCGGGAAACAAUCGAAGCCAUUGAGGAUUAUAAAAUCUUUACAGAGAAGGAGGUUUCCGACUUAAGAGAAGCUUUCCCUCCAGAAGCGACGGGAAUGUCCACCGAACUCAAGGGACAAAGAUGGUGGUUCGUACCUUUCUUCAGAUAA
Molecule: messenger RNA, 993 nt
Organism: Colletotrichum tamarilloi
Lineage: Eukaryota; Fungi; Ascomycota; Sordariomycetes; Glomerellales; Glomerellaceae
Exons: 1
Coding region: 1-993 (330 amino acids)
Source: RefSeq, a predicted model, not a curated record